Molecule: messenger RNA, 1757 nt
Organism: Aspergillus saccharolyticus JOP 1030-1
Lineage: Eukaryota; Fungi; Ascomycota; Eurotiomycetes; Eurotiales; Aspergillaceae
Exons: 3
Coding region: 162-1334 (390 amino acids)
Biological process (GO): mitotic sister chromatid segregation
Cellular component (GO): spindle midzone; chromosome, centromeric region; chromosome passenger complex
Source: RefSeq, a predicted model, not a curated record
CUUCCGCUUCCCUCCCUUCAAAUCAAACAGCCCUCCGACUAAUCACCAGAUUCGCAACAUCACUACGUUAAUGCCUUUGAUUCAGCCAUUGUGACACCCAUUCAACAAAAUUGUGCACAUCUCCAGCCCGGGCGACCACCAGCAAUCUGAUUCCAGCCUCAAUGGCGUCCCUUGCCUCCAAACGCAAGUCCCCCGAGGACGCGUCCCGCAUUGAGGAAGCCAUCACUCCCACCAACAGUCCACCUAAGAAGAAGCUUCGCAUCACCCGCAACCAGAAACAGGCUCUGAUAGAUAACCUUCAGCUCGAAAUCACCGAACGCGCCCGCAAACUCCGUGCUCAAUAUGCUCUGCAAGCCCAUGACCUCCGCGCUCGGAUCGAGCGACGUAUCAAUCGAAUCCCCAUUGCGCUACGCAAGGCCAACAUGGGCGAACUGCUAGAAAAGCACAUGCGAGCACACCAAGAAAACACAUCCCCGCGCAAGCUGCUCAGCCCAGCCAAAGCAUCCCGGAAUUUUGCCGCCAUCUCCAUCAGCCCCAAACUGCACAAGGCAAGCUCCAGCGCCCGCAGGGUUCGCAAGCAGAGUCACGAAGGCAUCUACUCGGAUAAGGAGAACGCGCCUGCCGACGGCGAGUCCCUCGACGUGCUCAAGAACCCCAAAAGACGGGCCAAACCCGGUGCCGCGGCCGGCACCUCGCGGGUGGUCUCCCAGGAAAUGCGAGGCGCCAAUGACUACCGGAUUCUGUCGCCCAAGACCUCCAACUCGCGCACAUACCCCCAGUCGCCGCUGCGCGCCUCGCCCGAGAAAUCCACCAAUGUGACCUCCUACCUCUCCCGACCCAUGUCGCCCCUGAAACCCUCCAGUCCGCUGAAGGGCACCUCCGCCAGCAUGCCCGGCUUGCGGUCCGUCCGCGGCCCCGCGCCCUCGACAUCCGUCGUCCGGCCCUCGUCGCAGGCGGCCACCAGACGUCCGGCUAGUCGCGCCGCCACGACAACGACAAGCAAGACCCUGCGCUCGCCCUUACCCAGACCCGCAACCCGCCACGCCGACCGCCGCGGUAGUGUCUCCUCGUCCGCUUCAUCGGGCACAACCGUUGCCGUCAGUAAGCCAAUCCUCACUACCACUACCACCACAACGGGCUCCAAGAAGAGUGCCACCUCUACCUCCUCCACUGCUGCCAGGAAGACUACCGGCCCCCGCAGCCAAGCCUCCGCUACAGUCGCAGCCAAGCGCAACGCCGCAUCAGCAACAGCAACAGCCAAGCGCGCCACCACCGCGGCCGGCGGAGAAGCCGCACCAACAGCCGGCCGGAGGGUCCUUCGCAAGAGAGCAUGAUAUGACCACGACCCUUUUUUUAGUCACCUUGUCUGGUAACCACGUCAGUAUUAUUUAGCUUGUUUAUACCUUAGGCUCUAGUUUGCUUUCUGUAUGCUUUUGGAGUUCCGCGCGGUGUUUUUCCGUCAUCCAUCUGAAAUUCAUGCCAUGGGGUUAGGGGGUGCUUUGUGGGAAUUGAAUGGGGAAAGGCGUUCUUCGGUAUCUGAACCUGAAAUCUUUUCAAGUGUUAUUCUUUUAUUUUGAAUUGAUCGUUUGCGCACUCAACAUUAGCUUCUCUGCAUUCUUCGAUUCGAGCAUUAAAGAAGUGAAGUCGUUGAGGAGUGUCUUCGAGAGUGCCCUCAACUAACAUCUGGUUGCGUACUUACCGUAUGUUUUGGGAGCGAGAGGCCAUCCGACUACGGAGAAAGAUUCAAUAUCACUUAC